AUGUAUUUGGAUCAUAAGAUCGAAAGCUUCCAUCAAGUAUUGACAUCCACCGAGCCCGAGGUUUUAGCUUGUACGAAUCAGACAUACCUCCAUUACACACCUUUCGACCCUCGAGACUCGAGAGAACACAAAACAGUCAGUCCAAAGAUAAACGUUUCAAUAGCCAAUAAUACGCCAACAUGUUCAAAACGCUGCGAUACGAGUCCGGACAAUAACAACGACAACCAAUCCAUGCCAGCAGAGGAACCAGCCCAAAUCUUGAUUGCCGGAGGAGGAAUCGUGGGGCUGUUAUUGGCAUUAGCCUUGAAGAAGAAUCUCCCAUCGGUCGCCAUUGACGUAUACGAGCAAACACACGGGUUUGACCCGGAUGUUGGAGCCGGUAUGGGUCUCUAUGCCAAUGGAUUGCGUGUUGUCCGAGACAUUGAUCCGGACUUGCUGAAAGAGAUUCAGGACGCAGGGUAUCCCUACUUGUACCGUCGGUGGGAACGGCAUGACGGAACUGCGGUCGCCGAGGCAGAUGAAGGAGUUUUGGGCAGUGGAGCCGCGACAGCAGACGAAGAAGAGAAAAAUGAUGGCGACGGACUCCAGACCAUGGGGAUUCGACGUUGGAAGCUUCAGCAAGUUUUGCAUACGGCUGUAGCAAAGGCGGGCAUUCCCAUUCACUUCUCCAAGAAAGUGGAGGGCGUAGAGACACCCCAAGAUGGCAUGACGGAGGUUGUGUUUGCGGAUGGCUCACGCCGGAAAACCCAGUUGCUGGUUGGUGCGGACGGUGGUAGAUCUGCUGUCAGAUCUAUUCUGUUGGAGCAAAUGUACCCCAAAAGCGAUCCGGAUGCUGCCACUGCCAGCAACGUCCGCAGCAGUUCCAAGAAUAAGAAACCCACCCUGAGUUACACUGGUGUCACGUGCAUCAUGGGUGCGGCCCCUCGAAACAGUCACCGGGGUAUCUCCUUUCCGGUAUCCAACACAACUCGUUGUCACGGGGCCUUCUAUCCCACUGGAGCCAACGAAGAGUGUUUCCAAUUCCACUUUCCCGUGGGCGCACAGCAGGACAUUUCUUGCAGCGAUGCGGAUGAUUCGUGUUGGGGAAACCUCAGUCAGCAAAUGAGCCGCCAAGAAUGUGGUAGAUUAGCUGAGAUUCUGGAGAAGGACGGAUGGGACGAAGACAAGUAUCUUGCACCUCUCCGGCAGGUAACUCGUGCUGUCCGUGUGGGGUUCUGUAAAUUGUCCCCAGCUCUCAAGGCAUGGUCCUUUCCAAAUGCAAAAGGACAGCCAAGGACAAUAUUGGUGGGAGACGCAGCUCAUCCACCGGUUCCGUACAUUGGCCAGGGAGCACAGCAGGGCAUGGAAGACGUGGGGACCCUGGCACUUUUGCUAAAGACAUUUUGUUUGGACGAUCAGGGUCAGUUUGACUUGAGCAAUCUACAUCGCGCCGUGCACGUGUAUGAGAAAAUCAGAAUGCCAAGAGUGGCAUCGAUCCUGUCAAACGCUCACGAGAUGGGAAGGUUUCAACAGAAGAGAGCCGAAAAUCCGGCGUACAACAUCAUCAAGGAGGAGAUGAUCCAACGGGAUGUCUUCUUCCAUGAAACCAUGCCAGUCAUGUUUGAAGGGGCACGGCAUGACUAUCGCAACGACUUGAAAAGAGAGCUAGAGCACAUAGCAAAGGAACGCGGAGGACUACCGCUUCGAACGAUUGCUGAGACGUGA
Messenger RNA from Seminavis robusta, 1704 nucleotides. NCBI's taxonomy places the organism in Eukaryota, Bacillariophyta, Bacillariophyceae, Naviculales, Naviculaceae. The record is from the annotation of a GenBank genome assembly.